Messenger RNA from Mobula hypostoma (lesser devil ray), 4577 nucleotides. Its product is annotated as transcription factor 7-like 2. The record is from RefSeq and is a predicted model, not a curated record. The transcript has 12 exons. Lineage: Eukaryota; Metazoa; Chordata; Chondrichthyes; Myliobatiformes; Myliobatidae. Gene Ontology annotation, biological process: regulation of transcription by RNA polymerase II; canonical Wnt signaling pathway. The coding region runs from base 37 to 1548 and encodes 503 amino acids. Gene Ontology annotation, cellular component: chromatin; beta-catenin-TCF complex. Gene Ontology annotation, molecular function: DNA-binding transcription factor activity, RNA polymerase II-specific; RNA polymerase II cis-regulatory region sequence-specific DNA binding.
GGGAGGGGGGGAAGAGGAGAAAACAUCCCAAGGAAAAUGCCGCAGCUGAACAGCGGCGGAGAGGAUGAUCUGGGGGCGAACGAUGAAAUGAUCUCUUUUAAAGACGAAGGGGAGCAGGAGGAGAAAAUCUCCGAGAACGCUCUCACCGAGAGGGACUUGGCAGACGUGAAGUCAUCGCUAGUCAACGAGUCGGAGACUAACCAGAACGUGAAUCCUGCAUCCGAUCCAGAGGCGAUCAUACGUUCUUCGGACAGUCAAAGAAUUUACCAAGAUAAAUCCAAAGAACACAUCAAUGACGUUACAAAGCAGCGUCAAGAUGGAGGUAUGUUCAAAGGGACAGCCUACUCGGGGUAUCCCCACUUUCUGAUGCUCCAGGAUCCCUACCUGGCCAACGGAUCCGUCUCUCCCUCUUCUAAUAAGGUUCCUGUGGUGCAGCCAUCCCAUGCAGUCCAUCCCCUCACGCCCCUCAUCUCCUACAGCAAUGAGCACUUUGCCCCCAACUCCCACUCGCCGCACCUGUCAACCGAAAUCAACCAGAAAACAGGUCUGCAUAGAUCUCCUCAGGGUCCAGAUCUGGCUGCUUUCUACUCUAUGUCUCCUGGAAGUGUAGGACAGAUCACGCCUACAAUGGGCUGGCAAGGUCAAUCUGUCUAUCCAAUUACAUCAUGUGGAUUUAGACAACCUUACUCCUCAGCGCUUCCAGCCAGUACUUCCAUAUCCAGGUUUCCCCAUCCCUUGGUGUUGGGCCCGCCAGGCAUGCACUCGACAGGAAUCCCCCAUCCUGCUAUUGUGAGCACUUCCAGCAAACCGGACAUGAAUCAGUACGACAAUGGCCUCAGAUGUGUGAAACCUAAUCCUGAACCAAAAAGGGAAAAAGAGAGUAAAAAGCCAACCAUCAAAAAGCCCCUCAAUGCAUUUAUGCUCUACAUGAAAGAAAUGAGGGCAAAGGUCGUAGCCGAGUGUACUCUGAAAGAGAGCGCUGCCAUCAAUCAAAUUUUGGGUAGAAGAUGGCAUGCUCUCUCCCGUGAAGAACAGGCAAAAUACUAUGAACUGGCAAGGAAAGAGAGACAACUACACAUGCAGCUUUACCCAGGCUGGUCUGCCAGGGAUAACUAUGGUAAAAAGAAAAGGAGGAAAAGAGACAAGCAGCAAGAUUCUGAUCCAGAUCCAAGCUCUCCUAAGAAAUGCCGGGCACGCUUUGGCCUUGACCAACGGACAGACUGGUGUGGCCCUUGCAGGAAGAAAAAGAAAUGCAUUCGGUACAUGCAAGGAGAAGCCAGGUGCACCAGCCCAGUUUCUUCAGAUGGAAGUGUGAUGGACAGUCCUUCCUCUUCUCCCAGUGCACUCCAGCGUUCAGAAGAAACUUCCGCCAAGCUUGUUAAUUCUACAGACUUAGCACAACAGACGCAGCCAAACCCAGCCCCUUACUCUGAUCAACCCCAGCCUACCACAGAUCUCACGGGACUCUCUAUACCCUCUACGUCGGAUUCUCCACAAUAUUGUAGUACUUUAAUGAACAUCCCUAAUCAGCACACGAUGCCAAGAUAAUGGCCAACUUGUACUGCAAUCACUGAUUAACAAGUAAUACCCUAAUGCAUAAAAAUGGAGACUCCAUAAUGUCUUUGGCCAGGCCCAACCAGUCUAGUGCACAUUCAAAGAACAAGUACUUCUAACUUGUUAUUGAAGUUCGGCAUGCUCUCAGGACACAAAACAAAAUCUGAUUCGACUCUUUCAAGACUUUCCAGUGUUUAGCAUUGAAUGACUGGUUGUCAUUUCAAGUGUUCCCAGUAGUGUUUGUUUUGAUUACACAUACAUGGUGGAAUUCAAUAAUUCAAAUAUACAGUCGGUUUUCUUGUGAUCAUCCAUCUGUAUAUAUCUGAGUUUGCCAAUAUGUCAGUGUAUGUUCCUCAUUCACAUAAUUAUAAUUUGCAAUGAGUUGUUUCUUCCUCAACUUUAAGUAAUGGAGGCUGUUCUGAAUUGGAAUUUAUAAGUUUAUUCUGAUUUUGGAUAUUUUACAAACAAAAUAUCUAAAAUCAGAAAUAUGAUUACAACAUACUGGGUUACAAACACAAGCUGGUUGUUGGUAGGAUAGAAGAGUUUAACUACAUAUCAUUAUGUGAAUGCAAUGAUUGAUAAAUUGUAAUGUUUAACUUGAUUUGGGAACAUUUUCUCUUUAAAAGAAGGGCCUUUGAUAACCUUUAUGAAAGAAUGAACAUUGAAGAUGACACCUCCAGAUUCUUAAGUUAGUUAGCUUUUUACCACAUACACCAACUGUCCUCAGCACAUGCUUGUGAUAUGCCUGUUUCUUUGAGAAAAUAUCACUUUUGAUCAAGGCAACAGAUAACAACAUGCUCUAGGUAUUACAGUGGAAGAGACUCUAUCUCAUUUUUUCUCCUCCAUCUUGGUAAGGCAGGGUUAGAGGUAUACAAAUGCAAAUUUACACAUUGAUACUAACUGAUUUAUUUAAUAUUCAUUGCAUUUUAAUGUGCGGUGUUGAAAAGUUGAUGCAGUGUUUGGAUCUACAUUCUAACAUUAGUGUUCGAAGUGCAAUUGAGUCACAUAGGGGACAGAUAACAAUUAACAGCUUUUCAAGCACAACACUGCCAUAGCGAAAUGCCUGCCUUUCAAACUGGAAGCAAUUGGAAUUGCUUUAUUAUAGUUAUGUGGCAAACAUGAAAAAACCAUAAGAAUGGAGGUAGGAUCUUGGAAUAAGAGGGAGAAUAGGAAGAAGAAUCACAAUCACAAUCACAAUUUCAGAUAAGCCUGUUGCAUGUCCCUGAUAAAUAAUUCAGGCUCAAUUCUUGGAAGAACACCCCCAUAUUCCACCAUUCUGCAGUAGGUGAAGUUCACACAUUCAGGCAUACAAAGUACAGUAUGUCUUAUUUUCAAGUGCAAAUAUUUUAAAAAGUAGCAUAAUCAUUUGCAGUCCAUGCUUGUUUGCAUAGUAUUCAAAGCAGCCCAGUGUUUGUUCUCUCUCACAUCUCUCUCCUCCAAACACAUUUACUACCAGUUCACUUUAGGCUGAAAUGAUCAGGAGAUUAUUUUAUCAGCAGUGGGAACCGUUGUAACUCUCUUGGGGGGGGGGGGGCAGGGGGCAACUAAUUUGCACAUUUGUGACUAACAAGUCCAGAAGAAUCUCUUACUUAGAAAAUCUCCCUGAUGUCACCAGCCAUAAGAUCCACACCAGUUCUGGUCACAGGGCCAAGAAUAAAUCAAAUUAAAUGUCACCGACUUCAAACAAGACUGCGUGAUGAAGUUCUAAUGGAACUAAUAGUGUGGACAGAGGCCUAUAUCAUUAUCGUCGCAUUACUAUCGGGAUGUGAAGUCAACAGAAACCAAUGAGUUGAGUAACUCCCCUCUCAGAGCCAUGAGAUCCCAUAAGGACUGAAUCUGGGGAAGUCUCCUUCUGUUAGUGAAACUCCAGAUUUGACAGGUUCAGAAUUUAGUAUCAAACUGAGUUUAAAUCAGAAAGCCAUAAGAUAGACUACUCCAAAUUUUGGAAGUGUCCGCUACCUCACAAGGAUUGCGUCUUGAAGUAGGGCAAAGACAUAUCAUUGGAUGGAUAAAGCUUCAUCCUGUGGCCUCUAUCUGACACAAGGUGUGGACAGUAUAGUAAAAAGUUUCACUUUUCAGUAUUGAUCUCCUGUACCUAGAGAGUAUAAAAACAAAGUAAUGACUUAAUUCCUCACUCACGGUGGAACAUAUAAUCAAAUGAAGUACUAUCUGUGGCAGCUGCUAGAUCUCAUUUAAUGUAGCAGGUUUUAUGCAAGAGCUACAGAUUUGGAUCCAAACCCAACGUUUGUGCAUCUCCUUCCUCCUCUCCUUCCAUAUGUUGGCAUUUCUAUGUCACUAGUUUGAAGAGAAAAAUGAAUCAAUAAAUAUAUUUUUUGUCUGAGGUAUAGCAGCUGAAAACAUUUAUUUUAAAUGGUAAUAUUUGCUUUCUAUGUGUAUUGCAUUGGUUGAUGGGUCUUUUCAUUGCUAUUGUAAGUCUGCUAUCAGGCAGUAACAAAAUUAGCAUUUAUACUGUCAAACAGAUAAAUGAGGUCAAUAUUUGACUUGGAUGUUACCUUUAUGAACCCCUGAAAUGAUCAAUCAUUUAGUUUUGUGGUUAUUACUUAAUUUUCUUGCCUAUUUGUAUAAAAAAAUUGAGAGCAAAAAAAAACAAAAAAAAUAUAAAUAUAAGACUUGAUGCUUCUGCUUUUCUGUGUGUGUAUUUCAGGCUGAUGUAAUAUUUUUAUGAGUUAUAUUUUUAGGGAAUUAAAAUGAAAAGUAGAAAUAGACAGGGUUUUAUAAUAGCUAUAUUAUUUAGUAUUUUCCACUAAGUUUCAUCUUCCAUGACAAGAAAUCAAAAAAGGUCAGCUGUUUCUUCUUCCUUCACACAAGACAUGUUUGCAUUUUUGUAAAAAAAAAACAGCUUUCAAAGAUACUGCUGUCUCAUACCCUUCAACAAUUACAGUCCCAGCAAAGAGCCAUUAACAUAUAGGCAACACACAUGUUGAUAGAAAACCAAAAAUUUUAAGUAAGUGGAAGGGAUCAAAUUAUUAAAAACUUGUACUAUUUGUUGAAGUAAAAUAAAA